This is a messenger RNA of Toxoplasma gondii ME49, 770 nucleotides long. RefSeq lists its product as hypothetical. The transcript has 3 exons. Bases 282 to 770 code for a protein of 162 amino acids. The record is from RefSeq and is a predicted model, not a curated record. NCBI's taxonomy places the organism in Eukaryota, Apicomplexa, Conoidasida, Eucoccidiorida, Sarcocystidae.
ACAUGAUAUGAGACACCUCCGCUACAAGGCGCCCUUUCAUGCACGUAAGAUAGUAUCUGACUAGUCUCCACAUACUAAAGCUGCCAGAAUAAGCGGGUGACUGGCGACAUCUUUCUUGACAGUUCAGCCAAGGUGUCACGUCAAUUAAUUUCGCGUCACAGGCCUUGUAACGGACAGGGGAGAGUAGACGACCAAAGAAGCAAACGAACAAGAACAUGUGACGAAGCAGCGCCAGAUGAGGAAACCGGGGUCACGGUCUGCUGCGUCGUUUCUCUCACGAAAUGGCGCAAAGGAAGAGGAGCGUAGUACUGACUCAAACGAAGGCGAGACCAGAUGAGCUGAUCUGGAAAAAUUCACACCCUAACAUCAUUGAAUAUAUUGGAUCUCGAGUUGAAGCGAGCCUGCAUGCGCUCCUCCGUAGUGCCGUUUAUGCAGAACCGAGGACCCACAGGUAUUUAUGCAAGUCAUAUUGUCUCUUUAGGAAUGAUAUACGGAGUUCUUCUCUGUCACAGCACGUAAAAAAUGAGGCAGAAUAUCUCAACCAGUGGCCUGUUUGCAAUUUCUGCUGCGACGACUGGCACAUGCGUUUGCAUGCACCCACAGAGAAUCGACGUACAGAGGACCCGGCCGAACCCGUCCUUGCGUUUGGCGCUGAAAAUCCCCGUGCUGCUCCUUUCCUCAAAAGGACACGAAAGAACUUUUUUUCACAGGCCAGUCAGUUGCACUUGCGCUUUCCUGUGUCUUCUGUCCACGAUGGCGGGUUUUUUUGA